This is a messenger RNA of Mercenaria mercenaria, 12300 nucleotides long. RefSeq lists its product as uncharacterized. The coding region runs from base 292 to 5826 and encodes 1844 amino acids. The transcript has 4 exons. The record is from RefSeq and is a predicted model, not a curated record. Lineage: Eukaryota; Metazoa; Mollusca; Bivalvia; Venerida; Veneridae.
GACAUAUAAAUUGGUAGUAAAUCGCUCUAUACAACACAUAGGCGGCGGACGUUUUGAGAAAUAAAGAAGUAAUUUUCCAAGCCCUAAUUUUCUUAACAUUGUAAUAAAUCAUGGCUUUUGACGUUUGGAUAGUGUGAUAUAAGGAAUACCAUUUAUCUUUUGUGAUUUAUUUAAGCACGAAUCUGUCUACUAAUUAGCUAAGGAGGUAUCUACCAAAUCAAGUAUUUUGAUGUGAGGACAAAAGCUAGUCCUAGACUAAACCAACCAUUCGACAAUAACAGGUGACAGAAGAUGGCAACUGGCGGUUCCUGUGCCCAAUAUAAACCGGAGAACGAAUACUUCUGCCGGUAUUUCAGACUUGUGAAUGAGACCGGUGCAAAGCCAUUAAGAAAACUGCUUGAAAAUGAAGCAGCAAUCCGAAAGAUGACUGUCAGCGCCUUUCUUGCUAAUAAAAAACAUACAUUCGUAGCUCUGCUGCAACGAAAUAAAAUUAGACAGUUUCAAUUUGAUUUGAUAUUUCCAACCCAAGGAAACUUUGAUAUGAACAGUCUUGAUGUAAGUUUAUUGUGUUUUAUAAUAAGAAAUGUAUGUAAUUUAUCAAAAAUAGGACGCAAAGCAGCCGAAGACCUUCGGCAAGCUAGAAACGAACUUUGCCAUGAUUCAAAUCCGGAAAUGCUAAUAGCAACCUAUCAAAUAAAUUUCUCAAAGGUAUGUAAUAUACUAAAAGCACUGCUGAAGGAAUGUGGUGAUGCAACGUUUGAGGCAAAAACUGAACAAGAAAUGAACGCUAUUGAUAAAGAUCCAAUCAGUCCCGCUCAAACACUUGAGCUCGUAAAAACUUAUCUUGACGGUCAAAAAGCAGUGAAGUCUGUUAAAGAAAAAAUAAACGAUUUAGACAAAAAAAUCGGCGAAACAACAAAUGAUUUGACAACAGAAAUGAAAAGCCUCUAUGCAACAGUUGAAAAACAACCAAAAGAAACUACAGAUGCUGUAGAAAAGCUGCUGAAAGCGCAUAUAGAAAGGGAGGAGUCAACAGCAAGGAUCCAUCCUACGAUAGAGCCACUUCGAAAACAAACCGAAGUCAUUCUUAACGAGGUCUCUAAUUUUGUACACACAGAACAGUUUCAUGAAGCAGAGAAUAUGCUACUGUCCACUGGAAAUGUAAUAAUAAUAGGAGGAGCUGGGGAGGGAAAGACCUACACUGCUUUUGAGAUUAUGCGUAGGCAUGGAAAUGGAAAUAAUUGUUUACAGAUUAGUAGCCCGAAUGAUGUUUAUCUAAUAGAUCCUCGCAUAUUUGAAUUUGUUUUUAUAGACGACAUAUUUGGAAACAACGAGCUCGAUGAAAGUAAGCUUAAAUCAUGGAUUCCUGUACUGGAAAAACUUCAGCAGCUUGUAAAUGCGAAAGAACUUAAGCUUAUUAUUGCUACUAGGGAAAUUGUAUUUAAAGAAUGCAUUCAGUCUUUAAAUAAGUUUACAAUGUUUGCGAGAAAGACAGUUUUGAGUUCUGGGAAACUGAGUUCCGCUGAGAAAUUAGAAAUUCUGUCAAAAGCAUUAAACAUGAGAAAAAGACUUUGUUCUGAAGAAAUAAUGCAAAAGUGUGUUUCGGCAUUUAACUCAGAUCUUGGAUUUCCGUAUAUGUGCAUUUUGUUUUCGUCAGAUGAUCAGUUUUUCCUUGAUAGAGAAUUGUUUUUUAAACGCAAUCUGGUCAUGAAUUCUGGUAUUGUGUCACAACUUACACCUUGUAAGCAGAUGACCUUACUUUUUCUCUGGAUUAAAGGCAAACGUUUUCCUGUUGUUUUCAAUCGAUCAGAGGAGAAUGAUGAAAUUCUAAUGAAGUUGUCAGACAUUGUAAAAUAUAAAAAGGAUAUUGACACUAUAUAUGAUGAAAUUCAUAGAAAUUUGAAGGUCAUGGAUGGUGUGUUUGUGAAUGUUAGAUCUGACGGAUAUCAGUUUGCUCAUAAUAGCAUUUACCAGUCAACUGGUUUUUAUGUUGCCCAAAAAGGACUUUAUGACAAAGUUAUACAGUAUAGUAAUUUGACGUUUUUCAUGGAACAUAUUACGAUUUCUGAAGAUGUUUAUCGCGCUGAUUGUGUUUUCGUAAGAAAGCCUCUGUACCAAAAUUUAGUUGACAGGGUGAUAGCCGAAGUUGUUGAUAAUAACCAUGUCAGGGAAAUGGCAGUGCAUCCAUGCUUAUCUAGAGACAUACUGAAACUACUGAUUGAAACAUUAAAAAAGAGGAAACAAUUAAAAGAGUUUUUGCUGUCUCGAUGCUGUGACAGAAAUGAUCAAAGCUAUCAGUCUUUUAUUGCUUAUUAUUUAGAAACAUGUUCGAACAAAAAAGAAAAGGUGGAAACUUCGUGUUGGUUUCUAGCACAAGUACUUGGUUACCUAAAGUGUAAAAGACAUUUUACUCAGGUUCAAAAGGAAACAGACUGUAGAUCGUAUGAGGUACAACUUCAUGCAUGUCACGGCGCAUGCAGAGGAGGAAAUCUAGAUGCGUUUAAAUUGGUUCCGUCUGUUAAAUUCAAUAAAAGCUUUUUAGUCGAAGCCGCAGAAAGUGGAAACACAGAUAUGUAUAUACACGUAAAGGGCCUUUUAAAUCCAGCGACUGUGAAGCAGGGUGAAGCUCUCACUAAAGCUGUAGAAAAUGGCGAUAUAAAAAUGUAUAAUGCAAUCCGACGGGCCGGAUGUCCUGUAACGACUAAGUGCUUACAAAUAGCAGCGAUGGCAAAGAAUUCGGACUUAGUAAGGCUCAUUACACAUGAUUUGAGCACCUCUCGUCCGUUUCGUGUCGAUGCAAACGUAAGCUACACACUCAGCACAUUAUUUGAUAUGGAUGUUUUUGAAACGUUUAUUCAAAAUGGAAUAUGUCCAUCAAAGGAACACUUGUGGUUGUCAAGGAAGGGAAACUACAAGCUGGUAGAAUCAAUAUUGUGGGAUAUGAAAUAUGCCGACAAACGUCAAACGUUUGACCCUAAGUUGAAAAUAUGGUCGGAGAUAGUAAACGAUACAUUGUGGAGACAAGAGCUUGUCGCGAUGGGAAUUCUAGAAACUUCAACAUUCCUGGAAAAUAAUAUUGAAAUGGGAAAUGUAGAGCGAGUGAAAGAAAUCAUCCAGCAUUUGACACAUAAGAAUGACUGGGACCCGGUAAGUCCCUUUGCGGUCAAUCUGCUGAAUUCGACUCUCCCGUCUAAUAUUCCAACAUUUCAUUUUCUUCUUUCUUGUGACGUCAUACCUUGUGUAACCACAUUAUAUAAAGCUGUUUUGACAGGAGAACUUGAUGUCGUUAAAAUGACUGUUACCAAAUUGAAAACAGCCGGAAAGUUUGGACCGAACAACACAAGUAUAAAACGAGCAUUUUUACAGUCGGCUUUUUAUUUGAACAUUUACGAAUUUCUUAUUUCCGAGGGUUUACAGCCAAGUGCAUACCAUUUUCGUUUUGUGAUUGAAUGCCAGAGAGAAAAUGUAGAUACUUUGAACGUAGUACAACAGAUGUUCAGCUUGGUGAGGAACCUUUCGGGUUUGAACAAACAAGUGAUGCAAUCGGCUCUUUUGGUUGCUAUAGACAAGGAGGAAGUGUUUCAGUGUUUCACAGAACAUGGCGUACUACUGCCAUAUGAAACUUUACCUACCAUUUCAAUAAGUGGGACUUUUAAAGAAAUGGAAAGAGCAAUUAAGCAUUUAAAACGUCAGAAUGUUUGGCCACCAGAUGAAAACAACAUGACCAGGUCAUUAUCCAAUACAUUCUAUAAGCCUGAUAUUUUUGAACUGCUUAUGAUGGAGAAUGCGAUUGAGCGUAACGAAAUGCCUAUUUCAGUAUAUUCAAUUUUGUUUGUCUGCCGUAAGAAAGAAUUUAGCUUAAUAGACAAUUAUAUAUCCACCAUUCAGGAAAAUGACGCGUGGAACCCAGAGGAUAUAGUUUUAAAAUGUGCUCUUUUAGAGAGUAGUGAAGAUAAAAAUUCGUGUGAGAUAUUUAAAAGAAAUGGAGUAAGGACAGAUGAUAUAUUGGACGAUGCUUAUGGAUUUGGAAGUGCAGAGUUACAAUCGUACAUCAUAGCUUCUUUAAUACAAAAGGGUGAAACUAUAAUAAACUAUAAAACGCUUAACAAAUACAUUGUUAGUUCUCUAUCGCGUUAUCAAGAACUUUGUUCUGAACAGUUAUUAGAUAGAGCAGUUGAUGUCUGUGAGACAGUUGUUGUUUCUGAAAUCACAAAGCACCUUGCACAUUCUAAUCCGAGUUUUCCACAGUUCGAAGCCGCGUCCGCUAUCUUAUCAAAAAGUUCUGGAAGACAUGACCUGUAUAGUAUGUUUUUAGAAGCAGGCUUUUGUCCAACAUUGGACUGUUUGUCAAAUGUUGUAAAAUAUGGUUCCUUGGAAAAUUUUCAGGAUACAAUAAAAAUAUUGAAUGAUAUGGAUAGGCUUCCAACUUCAAUCAAUACCGCUAGGAAGAUACUGCAAGAAUCUCUCCGGAGGAAUGAUGUGCGAUUUUAUACAAUAUUGUCGGCAUAUGGCCUUAAGCCUCAAUAUGAGGAUAUUUGUUUUGCAAUUGAAAAUGGAUAUUUGACAAUCUGCAAAUAUUUGAUAGGCGAUUUGGAAAAUGUUUCUGAAACGGGAAGUGAAAAUGUUGUACUCAGAGUUCUAGAAACAGACGUGAAGCUGUACAAACGACUAUGUGAAAGAAAUAUACAGUUGACAUCUGCGCACCUUCGUCUGAUACUAGAUUCAUAUCUUUAUAACGAGCUACCAUUUGAUCGUUUGGAAACAGUCAUUAACGAUUUUUUCUCUAAUAAUUCUUGGUCUUUCGAAGAUCCGAAUUUGAAAAUACUUUAUGAUCGAUCCAAAAUUGAUGAUGCUCUUUGGAAAGUUUUGUUCGAACAUACUGAAUUUGCUAUGAAGAAUAGAAUUAUAACAGCGUUGUUUUUAACAAAUUGCAAGGACUUGAAGGAUUUCUUUAAUAAUUCUCAAUUUGAAAUAAACAGAUUAUUGCCAGAUAUCCUGAGGCAGCUAUGUAUACUCAGAAAACGCAUACAUCCGGACUGCAGGAAAUUAAUAUUUGAAAGGGUACUGGCAGACGAUUGCAGUUCAAGUUUGAAAAUAUUAGCGAGUGUGAUGAAUUCUGUUGACGGUAACACUUUUGAAAUAGUUUAUAGUUUAUCUGAUAGUGACAAACAAGAAUUAGACAAAAAUAUCAUCCAGACUGCUCUUGAAGAAGCCAUGUUCUUAAAAAAGCCUGCAAUUUAUCUCUGCCUUCUGUCAGAAUGCCACAUAGAACCAACAACCUAUUGCCUUUUAUACAGCCUCUAUCAAAAAAAUGAUCUCUGCUUUAACAGAACAUUGAAAAUGCUUCCACAGUCACGAAAAACAUGCAAGGACCCUUAUUAUAAAGCAACACUCGCGUUGUGUUGUCAAAGGGUUGAUCUGACUACAUUUCGGUCACUUCUGAAAUUUGAUAAAUUUUGCGAUACUGAAAUGUUGUUUGAGGCUUUGAUGUAUUGCAAUAGAAUAGCAGCUGACCAAGUUAAAGAAAUACUAAUGACCAAUAGCCAAUGGGAUGUUACUUUCAAAGACUACUGGAUUUCAUCGGCGUUAUUCGAGAAGCAGGACGAUCCAACUAUAAUGAGUUUUCUGGAGUCAGAUUACGAAGUGCCCGAUGAUUGUCUUUUAGAUACCGAGACUGAAUACCUACAACCAAUCUCUGCAAACGUAUCAAGCGUACCUGAGGGAAGAAACAGAUACAGUGGAAUUGGAGAUUCUGAGCCUGUUUAUGAAGAAAUAUUGGACACAUUCUUUGACAACAGUGACGUCGGUUUAUACGAUUUAAACUAGUCAGAAGAUAAAGAUUGCAUAGAAAAAGUGUCAUUUUGCCUUGCAUUUCAGGCCCGGCUCCAAGGGGAGAGGUGUUAGGGGGGUUGGUUGGUAGGCUGUACACCUGCCAUCGGAUGAGAAGUUACCUUUACUCAUCAAAGUUUAGACCAAACACUGCACCAGAGGCAACCAACCAUUUCAAACAUAUGAUUCAAACAUUUCCUGCCCCCCAUUCCUGUACCUCCCAUACCUACCCCCGAGGUUAAACAGCAUUAGAGGUUCUACCAAAAUGAUGUCUAUAGUGAGGUCGUUAUAUGCAUCGGUAUCUCCCUGCGUUCAGAUUAAUAUUUAGGUGCCACCAUUUCAUACCUCUUCCGUUCCAUAUCCCCAGUCUACGCUACUCGCUUAGCUGGUGAGGCCUUCACCCUCAAUUCAUGCACCCCAUGUCAAGGUUUUCUGUAACAUUGGUAGAGCUCUACAAGUAUCUGCAUAAUUUCUGCAUACUACAUCAAUUGUUUACUGUGUGACUAACGGUUAGAGAGCAUUUGCCUACACAUUACAAGUGUUUGUAGGAUUAAAUAUUUUUUCAUACUUAAGACAAUAUAUGACACAUACAGUAUAUAGUUUCUAGAGUAAAAUAUAAUUAUCUGAACGUUAUACACUGAAAAAAGCUCCCAAAAGUGUUCUAGAUGAUCUUUAAUAACUGUCAUCUUUUAAAAAUGUUUUUGUCUUUGAUUUUGCAAUAUAUUUUUUAACAGACAUGGUUCUACUAUAUAUUCCAUAUCGACAUUAUGUACAUUUUCAUAUUACUCUUGUUAUUAUUAUCUUAGAAGUUUAGAUUUGUGUAUGUUUACAUGUAGCGAGCCUCUUAUGAUAUAUUUCUGUUGAUAUCAAACUAUAAUAUUGAUGAUAUCAUGACAAUUGAAAAAAGUAAGUUUAGUUUUAGGAUUUUUAUUUUUGUUGAAUAAUGAAAAUUUUGCAAAGGCGCAUGUCACGUUUGUUAUACAAAGAAAAAUGACAAUUGCAAGAAUAGCACUUUACAUGGGCGGAUUCAGGACAUAGGUUUAGGGGAUGGGGUUGAGUUACUGGGAUAUUCAAGGGAGUCCGAGAGCAUACCUCCUAGGGAAUUAUUUCGCAAGUAUACCUCACAUGGUGCAAUAUGACAUAGUCUGAUAUGCAUAUUAGACGCAAUGACAUGUUUUUCAUUUAAAACAACAUUUUGACCAAGUUGAUAGCUUUUCAACUGACUACACCGUUCAAACUAUUUCAGCAAUUAUAAUUGGUACUACUAUAAAGUUUUGCGGGUGAAGCGCCUUGAAAAUAAAUUUUGACUAAAAUGACUGUCUCAGUUUAAGGCUGGAUUUCUUUUUGUUGUGGGUUGGGAUUGGGAUGGGGAUGGGUCGUCGUUAGAAUCCGCUCUUUCUGUGUUACAAUUAAUCAGAAAGUGGACAUACUUUAAGAUUCAUGAAGGUUCAUUAUUCCCUUAUAUAUGUCAUAUUAGUAAAGUUAUAACAGAUUCUUAUUAGUAUGUUCGUUUGAUAAUGAAUGCUUGUAAUUUUAUCAAAGAACUACGAAAUAUUUGUAUUUUUACUGGUAAGGUUUCUUUACUUACGCAAAUAUUUUAUAGUAUGUAUAAUAUGUAGUAUUACUUAUAGCAUAUUAUAGCCUACUUUGAUUUACGAGAAUUAUUACACUGGUUGGCAGUUGUAGCAAUACAAGUACAUGUGUUGACUUACUGACUUACUAGUUGACAGUUAUAGCAAUACAAGGAAGUCUUUUGACUCACUGGCUUGCGUUUGUUGUAUACUGUCCACAGGCGCGAUCAGACCAGAGUUCGGCUGUUCUGUUCUACAUAUAUGCAAGAAGCAAAGUAAAAAGCAGAGAUAAUGUAUUUCUUGGCGGAGCCGAAAGUGUCCCAAGCGGUCAUUGUCAAUAACUAAACAGCAACCCAGAUACGCCUGCUUAAGCAAUUGACACAGGCCUCUUUUUCAGGCAUUUGAUGUAUUAUAGUAAAUUGUUAGUAAGUGUUUGUAUGUUUUUAUUAAUAAAACAUUCAGCUUGUCUUAUAACAUAUAUUUUGCAUUAAGUCAGAUUUUGCAUAUGAAUGUUUGUAUCAACAUGUAUGGUAGUUCUGCACGUUUGAUUAACCGGAAGUGACGGCAUAACGUCAUUUAUCCGAAAAACCUACAAUACUGCCUUGUGGUUGCUAAACGGGCAGCAUAAACGUUGCCGAGAAUCUGUUUUAUUAUUAAUAUAUUAUGUCCCGUAUAUUAAGGUUCUUUCUUAAGGUUAACUUGACAAUAGAUAGAUUUUGAUGUAAAAUAAUUCGAAAUGAUAACUUUAAAUGACUAAAAAUAACAAAAUCUACAACUAUGAAAAGUUAUAAUAUCGACAUUGUGGAACUUUAUAUAUACGCGAAAAUGUCAUCAAAUGUGCGAUUCUCCCAUAGAAGCCCAUUAUAAAAAUUGACCUGGCGGACUUAUAUUUUCAAAUCAGUCUAACAAUAAUCAAGCGCAAUACCGUCUCAUUGGCUAAGUCCACUAGGAAGCACUGGGGUUGAGUACAGACCGACUCUAUACUCGGUAACCCGCUUGAACGGUAUAAGUUAGUACACCAAUCGUACCUUCCCUGUUGAAGAGCUGAACUCCUCAAACACCACUAAGAGGCAGGGUUUACUGGUUCCUUGCAUUUCAUUACAGCGCACAAUGUGCAGGGGGAAAACAGUUUUACAUAUUUCCAGGGCCCAGUUUUUGAUUGGUCAGUUACUUUAGAGGUGGGAGUAAGUAUCAUUUAUACUACAGCCUAUCCCUUCCCUAGAGCUUCGACGUGAACUUGGCCAAUUUUAGACUGGCUGAAUUUCCUCCGGUUACAAUUAUGCUUUAUAACGAAUACGGUAUAAUAAAAUUCUACAUUUUAAACGUGAAGAACUACCUUAAACAAUUUAAACACUUCAGUAAUGAAGUAAAGAAUUAAGCUAUUUAUGAGGAUUAUUGUAUAUAGAUAUAAAACCUGUAUUUUGUGAACAUAUUGUUUCUUAUUAGUUUUUACCUAAUUAUAGUUCCACGAGGGUUAUACUGUUGUGUUAAAAAAGGUAAAGCAGUUGCCCAAAUAGAGUGUUUGCAUAAUUACAAGGUUUGAAAUACUGCACAUCAACUUACAAGGUCAGAGAAAUAAAGGGAUGUAAUGAAUACCGUGGAUUCAAUUUCACAUUCUUCUUUAUAAAUCAAGUAUUCAUAUAUUUAACAACUAAAUGAAAAAUAUAAUUACAAAACAAGGACUUAACAAAUAAAUAACAUAUUUUAUGCUCAUAGCGAUAACAAAAAUGCAGCAGACACAUAUAAACACUCUCGUUAUGGUCCUUAAAUUCUAGUAUAAUUUUAAUAUCCCCGUACCGCCAAUAUUCGAUCAAUUAACUAAAUUCGUCGUACGUGCAUUUUUAUACUAAGAAAAAUUUCAACGCAAACGAUAAGAUGGUAAAAGGUAACCAUUUUUACAAUAAGUCUAAAAUAUUAAGUUAGUACUCACCAAAACCGGUAGUACACGAUCUAUUUUCGAUCAAGGGAAACUACUACAAUAAUCAGUCCGUUUUCAUUACACCGCACACAUAAGAAAGCGCUGCACACAAAUUUAUACUGUUUGUAACUGGUAAACAUGUGUAACUUUUGAAAACAAUGAAUUUAAAACACAAUCUUAAACACAUUUACAAAUUACUACUCAUUCAGUUUUCAGAGUUGGGACACAGAAAUGGAGCCCCAUACCUGAAUACUCAAGAAGGAAGGUGGCUCCCCAUUACACCUGUCUCAACACCCAGAAAUUCAAAAAUGAUGUAGGGAAAUUUAGUUGUGUCAGGGGAGAAAUGCUUGCAAAUUAUGCAUUUUUCCUCUUCACCAGUCGUUAAGUGAAAUAGCACCAUGCUGAGAUUUCCUGCCCCUUUUCACUGGAUUAUCAGAUGUACUGGCCACACAAGAUUUCACAGUUGCUCCCUUUCUGUUGUUACAUUUUUUCUGCUUGUCCUUGAUUUUGUUUAUAAUUUCAUCUUCUGUGAUAGGUUUUCUACCAAUAACUUUGCUAAGCGUGUUUCUUUUAUUUUAGCAGUUUGAACAUUUUCGUGAAUUUUGCCAACCUUACACAAAAGUUUUCAGCUGAUUUCUGUGGAUGAAGGAUUCUGGGAUUUAAAGGUCAUGGCUGGUGCAACUACUGAAUCACUGACAAUAUUGAAUAGAUGGGUUCCACAUCUCUUGAAAGCUGCAUUAAUAUUUGGCACAGUGAGAGUAGAUGAAUACUCCUUGCAGGCUAGUUGACAGAUAUCUGGUUAUUAAUUGCCCACCAGACUCUCUCAUGUACUUCUGGCAAGCAGAAUUUCAGGCAACCUCGAAUUGUCCAAAACAAAUCUAAUCAAGCGGUUGGAGAAUGUGCGAAAGUGAGGCGACAAAACAAACAGUAUGAUUUUCGGAGACUUGGCCCAUGUUGCCAGCCCAAGAGAGCAGUGUGACUUGUGACCGUCGUACAGAACUAACAAAUAGUGAUUAUCACGUGAAGGAAGGUAUUUCAACAAAUGAUCUUUCAUGUACUGACAGAAACUUUCAGUAUUUGACCAUCCACUUGAUUAGAAAAUGGUCCAUGUUCCUAGAGCAGAGCCAUCUAUCAAUUAUGCGUGCACCUGGGAAAAUGAAAAAUAAGAGUAGUUGUUUGCGACUUGCCUGAAGUUACAGACUGUCUUGUAAAAUUCUCCAGCGACAACCUUUGGUGGCUUGUGGUCGGUAGUCAAUCCUUUUUUCCUUCUCAUUGAAGAUUCUGUUUGGUUUCUUUUCAAGAUUAUAUUUCACUAAAAUUCUUUUAAGUUAUGUGAAAUAAUUGUCAACUGACUGUCUAGUUGCUCGUUUUGCUCUGACAAUCUCCAAUGCUCUUUGCUUUUUCAAUUUAAGUUCUGGCCAGCGUGCUAAGAAAUUAUAAAGCCGCUUAUCAGAUACAGGCCUAUCAUCAUUUGUUAGUAAUCUGUCGCUAAAUUCAUGGUUUCUUGGCGGGUAUAAUCACUUCAGCUAUAUUAUUCAGGUGUUGAGCCAGCUGCUGCUCCUGACUAACGAGUGGACACACACCUUACUUAACAGUGUCCAAACUGAUACGGUACACCAUGUGUUACUGAAGCCUUUCUUAUAAUCAAUGCCUUAUUUUUGACAGCAAGGUAGGCUCUUGUCCGGUCAUCUGUGUCAUAUGACCUAUAAGGUCCUCUAGCAGAUACAGGAGACUAAAAAAUGACAAAUUCAGGAUAAGUGUACUGGAAUCGCAUCCAAUUAUUAUCAAAUUAAAUUCUAAUAAGGAAAGUGAAUGAUAAACAUAGUCGUGGGUGUGGGCGUAACAUUUUUCGGUAGGUACACGUUGCAGGAUUUAGGCCCUGGUAAAAUGCAUUUCAAGCAGACGGAAUGUAAACAGUUUAUAUAGUAAAUAAAGGGUGAAUACAAAUUGCAUUUUUGGGCGUAGUAGAUUCCAGCCAUUUUGAUUUUUUUUUCAAAUAUUUAACGAUGUUUUACCUUUCUUAUCUCCAUUUUGGAGAAGAGAACUGUUUGACAGUUGUAGUUGUCCGUGUAAACAAAUGGUGCGCGUGCAACCGGUGCAUAGGUCAAAUAAGGUAAAAUAUAAAACAUUUCCGGGGCAGAUCGAAUAUAAGUUGUGAUCGAAUUUUGGCAGCACGAGGAUAUAUGAUUGCUUUUCGGGCAAAUAUGAAUUUUAUAUAAUUAAAUAUUUCUUUAACUUUGUAUAUAUUUUUCUGUAUUUUAUGUGAAUUUCUUAAUUUCUUAACUUAUCGUAUAAAAAAUCUCUGUCCAGUUAUCUAUCUGAUUAUAUAGCCGGAUGUAAUUCAUUGUGAGAUUCUGCACUACUGUUAGAAUUAUCAAUCACUGUGAACGAAUGCCUCCCUUCUUUAUAGAUGUUAAUAGAGUACAAAGUUUUGACAAAGCGCGUACUUCAACAACACAGCAGCAACAUACAUUAACACUAUAAUGUUACUUCAAAAUGACCUUUAAUUGUAUUUCAAAUACAUAAUGUUUGGCUUACUUCGAUUAGCUUUUGUCCAAACUCAAACUUUGAAUUAAUGAAAUUCGUGAAGUGUGUCUAGCUUUAGGUGUAAAUUACCGUAUUCUUAGAAGUGCGCUGUUUGUUAGACUGUUUUAUUACCUGAGCCGAAAUACUAAUGAUCAAAUUCUAGAUAGAAUAUUGCAAAAGAUUUGUUGUUUCAAAUAAGUAACUGUUCAAAGAUGUUUUGUUUUGAAAUAUUGAUUCUCUCAGAAUUUAUGAAAACAGUUGUGUAUGUUAAAGAUUUAGGGAAACAAUUCGUUAGUUAGGUUUGGAGUACUGAUGUUAUAAUUGCGUCUUUCGUAAAUGUAAGGGUUAAUGCUGUAUGCAUCCACUAUCAUAAGCAUACUGAGAAUAUUGCAAACUUACUGAUUUAGUUUUCUGUUGUCAUCAUCUUGCUGCAUCAUUCUUUUGUAUUAAAAGCUU